Messenger RNA from Triticum turgidum subsp. durum (durum wheat), 627 nucleotides. NCBI's taxonomy places the organism in Eukaryota, Viridiplantae, Streptophyta, Magnoliopsida, Poales, Poaceae. The record is from the annotation of a GenBank genome assembly.
AUGCCCGACCCCGCCAUCGCCCCCUUCCCAGUCAUGGCCGCCCACGCCGUGGUCCUGAGGAAGUCAAAGAAGGUCGCUGCUGCGGAGAGCGUUGCCCUCGCCGCCAAGGCCACGCAACAGGUCCUUCUGUCAGGGUACCAAGAGCCGACGCUUCUCGUCACCACCGCCACCGCCAACAUGGGCUCAUCGGUGGCAAGCCCGCCCAUGCUUCCGAAAUCGUCGCGCCUGUCAAUAAUGCCGCCGGCAUACGGGUGCCUUCCUAGGCACGACCCAGAGGUGUCCUACUUCUCCAUGUCGCCUCGGGACCUCUCACCAAAAAUGCACGACUUCGUGCCGGCUGUCCCAGUGGUGCCUGCCCUUGAUCUCAACGCCACACCGAUGGCCAGCCAAUCCACCAGACGCGAAGGGAGCGCCCAUGGGCGAUCCCCAUUGACAACUUUCCUGACGCCUCCUUCCUAUUCGAUGGUGCCGACACUGGCGCCGGAUAACACGACGUACUACAACAAUUUCAUCGAAGAGAUGAUCUAUGAGGGUGGCCAAGACGACCGCUGCCAAGACACCCAGGGCCACCACGGCCAAGAAACUCGAGACCAAGGCAACCAAGGUAGGAGUCAACAUCGAGGAUGA